AUGUCUCAGCUUUUCGGCCGGAUCUCCAAGCUUUCAUCAUCUCCCCUAAAGCGUAGGCUCUGUUUCAGCCGGUCGGAUUUCUCGACGACUCCGACUCCUUACCUGUUCCUCGGGAGAGAUGUGGUCGGAAAAUCUUCUUGCGGCGGAAGCGUUGUCAACUAUAACUUGUAUGAUCCGAGGAAAGAAGAGCAAAUGCAGUUCGAGAAUCAGGUUCUGUCCAAGGAUCUCCGUAAGUCCUCGGCUAUAGGAUCGUCGAGAGGAUGGCUAGCUAUGCUGAACAAACACGAUUCUACAGUGCGUCUCACCAACAUCUUUAACAACAACCCUUCCAAGACCAUCACUCUACCUCCUUUAAUCAAAGACGAAGCCGAAAGCCUUUUCAAUGUCUCUGUAUCAUCCUCUUCCCACGACGAUUUCGUAGUCGCCGCGAGGUUUGACGGGUCUAGGCUCAGUCUGUGUCGACUCGGUGACUCGGAGUGGACUCGCAUCGACGUGCCUUGCCCUGCCUUCCGUUUAUCUCCCGUCAUGUACUCAGACAGACACCGGAAGUUCUUCGUGAACAGUGUCAGCUCUGACUACACUGGCCCGACCGACUUCACCUCUAAAUCCGGUCUAGUCUCCCCGGUCAGUGGCUACGUGAGGUUCCCCUUGUCUAACUCUCCCAUAUCGGAGAACGCUUUGGAUAUCCAACGUCUCAAUGUCCACCAGCUACUAGUCCAGUCUCCUUCCAGCGAGUCCUUCAUCGUUCUUUGGGGUCUGGAUCGCUUUACGGGGAAAGGAGAAGCUGUGGAAUGGAAAGACGAAAUAUACAACCAGAACCAGGACGACCUUGUUGUUAUGACUCGCAAGAUCAGGGUCUAUAGGCAAGACGCCGAGAAAGGGAUUGGUCCAUACACUGAGGACAUCGGUGAUCUCUGCAUUUUUGUGGGCGAGAACGAACCAUUUUGUCUCUCCGCUAGCGACUAUCCCGGCCUCAAACCUAACUCUGUCUACUUUGCUGGUCGCCGCUCCGGUUUUGGCGUCUGCGAUCUCGCUUCUCGCACCAUCCGCUACCUCUCCGACUCGCCUCUCCGUCAUCGCCUCUUAUGGCUUCCUCCAACAACACCCCAUUACUAGUAUAAUUUGGGAUUGUCCUGUACCUCGCAUUUUGAUCAUGUCCCGUCCUCGUAUCAGUUGGAUUUAGAUUA
Capsella rubella is the source of this 1187-nucleotide messenger RNA. RefSeq lists its product as uncharacterized. The record is from RefSeq and is a predicted model, not a curated record. The transcript has 2 exons. NCBI's taxonomy places the organism in Eukaryota, Viridiplantae, Streptophyta, Magnoliopsida, Brassicales, Brassicaceae. The coding region runs from base 1 to 1116 and encodes 371 amino acids.